Messenger RNA from Arabidopsis lyrata subsp. lyrata, 577 nucleotides. RefSeq names its product cytochrome b-c1 complex subunit 6. The transcript has 5 exons. NCBI's taxonomy places the organism in Eukaryota, Viridiplantae, Streptophyta, Magnoliopsida, Brassicales, Brassicaceae. The record is from RefSeq and is a predicted model, not a curated record. Gene Ontology annotation, biological process: mitochondrial electron transport, ubiquinol to cytochrome c. The coding region runs from base 125 to 334 and encodes 69 amino acids.
GUUGAAUCUAGAGAAAUCUGAAGACUGACUCAAAACAACAUCUGUGUAGGGUUCUUCCUUUGCUUCUUCGAGUCUCGAUCUCCUCUCUCAAUCUCAGUCUUGAGCUUCCUAAUUGACUUUCAACAUGGCAGAUGAUGAAGUUGUUGAUCCAAAGAAGUACCUUGAGGAAUCUUGCAAACCAAAAUGUGUGAAGCCACUACUCGAAUAUCAGGCGUGUGUCAAGAGAAUCCAAGGUGAUGAUUCUGGCCACAAGCAUUGCACUGGCCAGUAUUUCGACUACUGGCAUUGCAUUGACAAAUGUGUUGCGCCAAAGCUGUUUGCAAAACUAAAAUGAAAAGAGGUCAAGCUGGAGACUCCAUUGUCUUGAGUUUGCUACAUGUGGUUUAAAUUGAUGUAUAAAAUGCAGUGGAUGUUGAACUUUUUUACUGCAAACCAGAAUAUGCCAAAUGGCUCUGCUUCUCGGUUUUGUUUCCAUCGCAAGUUUGCGCUUAUUAUAUUUUUUUUGCUACAGACGUUGUUACUUUGCUACUUGAGUAAUUGCAUACCUAAUAAGAAGAUAUGUGCCUCUCUUUGGUCU